ACGGUAUCUCAGAGACCCAGAGACUGACUGAAUAAGAGCUCCAGCAAAGAGUUUCCCUGUGGACUGGCUUAACCUGGGAACCUGGGCUUAACCAGUGGAUCUUGACUAGAAUAAAGAUGAGUUCUGAAGGUUGUUCCAUAACAGAGAACAGCUCCUUGCAUCUGGAGAGAGGACAACAAAGUAACAUGUCCAGCCCUCAUUUUGCAACACAUCAUGAAGGAUCCCUUCAAGUUCCCAUCCCAUGUGCUGUGCUCACUGUGGUCAUCAUCGUCUCUUUAAUCAUAGCUCUCGUUGCUUUAUCAGAGGGCCAAUACAAUUGUCCUGGCCAGUAUAUGUCCUCAGUGCUAUCAAAUAGCUAUGUUUCUUCAUGCUCAGAUGACUGGAUUGGAUAUCAGAAGAAAUGCUACUUCAUUUCCAGUGUGAUGAAGAACUGGACCUUGGCCCAAAAUUUUUGCUCCAAACAUGGUGCUACUCUUGCUCUCAUUGAUUCUGAGAAGGACUUGACUUUUUUAAAACGGUAUGUGGGUAGAGCUGGACACUGGAUUGGACUGAAAAAUGAAGCUGGUCAGACAUGGAAAUGGUCAAAUGGCAAAGAAUUUAACAACUGGUUCAACCUUAUAGGAUCAGAGAGCUGUGCAUCUCUGAAUAGCACAGAGGUCAGCAGUGCAGAAUGUGAAAAGGAUUUACACUGGAUAUGUAGCAAAUCCUACAAAUAAUGGAGAAUCAUUUGCUUAUAGACCAUUAUAUCGUGGAACUCAAGGAAAUUGGUGUCGAUGGGUGGUUGCUCUAUGGUCAGAAGUUUCCCAUUAAGCUUUGUGAAAAAACUUUGUAUUUACUUUGAAAAUCUUCUUCCAAAAAGGACUAUGGAAAAAAGGGAGAAAAAUUCCAGGAAUUUCUGCAUUGAGGAAGACUCCUGCCAGGAGCUGGAAACAUCACAGGUUAACUGAUAAUUAUGUCCAAGAAGGAGAAGAAGGACUUUAAACCUUUGGGAUGCACUUUAUAUAUUUUUAAAAUUCAGAAAUAAUAAAAUAACUAGGUUUAGAAUUAUUAUUUAUUGUUGAAUGACUGCUGACACUGAGUGUCCUUCAUGCAUUUGCACUAUUUGAAGGAAUUUGAUGGUGGUAUUAAAGACUGAAUGUGAUUAUAGGGAUCUUUAACUAGUAACACAGAUACUUAGGCUAAGUGCAUUUUUUUAAACUCAGAGAACAUUUACAAGUGAACAAAUGCUUAUGAAACUAAGCUUUGUAAAAUUUCUCUCUUUUUAGAGAAGUUCACCAAGUUGCUUGUCAUUUUUUUUCUCUAAAAGAGUGGGAUGAUCAUCUAUUUAUGGGCUUUUUGUUUUUCUUCUUCUAUGUAGGCUCAUCUCCCUCAAAGGUACAUAACUCAUUGCCUUUAAAACUUUAUAUACAGCAUUUUACAGAGAUAAAGACAAAAGCAAAGAAUAUGAGGAAUAUUUGCAAAACAGACCAAAGUAUUGGAAAAUAUGCAGUAUGUGAUGUAGCAAAUCCCUAUCAGGAAAAAUUUUGUAUUUUUCAAAACUGGAAUAAUACAAGUCUUAUUUGAUAAUAAACUUAUGCCUUUUCUAAUUAAUUCUAUCAUGUGCAAUACUUCACGUGAAGUAUUUUCUAAGUGCAAUAAAGUAUGUUUAUGUGUUCGUCUUUUGUAUUCAGUGCAAUUAUAAGCUGCUUUUAUGUUUGUUCAAAUAAAAGUGGAAUUAACAAAACAGUUUCUAAGGAGUAUUAAGUCCUUCAAAAUACACUAAAAAUUGUGUGUCGUAUUAGAAAAAACAGAAUACUAUAAAAACAUUAUCUGUAGUAAAACCUUAGCUUUAUAACAUGGCUUGUACUUACUGAAUUGUUUUCAUAUGUGUGUUUCCAAAAGAGUCGAAUCCAUUUUUCUGUGUAUAGCAGAUGCUCAGUAAACA
Molecule: messenger RNA, 1924 nt
Organism: Manis pentadactyla (Chinese pangolin)
Lineage: Eukaryota; Metazoa; Chordata; Mammalia; Pholidota; Manidae
Gene: CD69
Product: CD69 molecule
Exons: 5
Coding region: 117-716 (199 amino acids)
Cellular component (GO): external side of plasma membrane
Source: RefSeq, a predicted model, not a curated record